CACGGUUCAAGCCAAGCGCAGCGAAUCGUAUAUUUGUUGACUCAUUUGCGAGCUGUUUUGCGCACCCACAAUCAAUCAAAAGAAGCCAACGCUGCAAACACAAGGUUUUGGAGAAGAGAAGACAGCGAGUGACCGUCGCUCACCCUGAGCUGAGACUCAACCUCCAGACAACACACAGCCAGCUGCUGCUCCUGCUGCUGCCCCUGCUGUUGCGGCUUUGAACACCCCCCCCCACGCAGACACAACACACAGCCAUGUUUGAGUGGUUCGACCGGUUCAUCGACUGGCUCAAGAGCCUGUUUUGGAAGGAGGAGAUGGAGCUGACCUUGGUUGGCUUGCAGAACUCUGGCAAAUCAACUUUUGUGGACGUCAUCGCGUCUGGCAAGUACAACGAGGACAUGCUGCCAACUGUUGGGUUCAACAUGAGGAAGGUGACAAAAGGCAACGUCACAAUCAAGCUGUGGGAUAUCGGUGGCCAGCCCAGGUUCCGCAGCAUGUGGGAGCGGUACUGCAGAGGAGUCCAAGUCAUCUUGUACAUGGUUGACUCCGCCGACACAGAGAAGCUUGAGGCAUCCAAGCAGGAGCUGAAGAGCCUGCUCGAGAAGCCGCACCUUGCCGGCAUCCCUGUUCUUGUGCUCGGCAACAAGAACGACCUGCCAAAGGCGCUCCAAGCCGAUGAGCUCAUCCAGGCCCUUGGCCUGAAGGACAUCCAAGACCGGGAGGUGUGCUGUUACAGCAUCUCCUGCAAGAGCAAAGUCAACCUCGACAUCACAUUGAAAUGGAUCAUGCAACACGCCAAGGCAUCGUAAUCCCCAGCGCCCCUUCCCCACACACCGGCCGCUUGUGCAAACACGACCACCACCUCCCAAUGUGUCUUCGUUUCGGCCCCCUCGCACCAUGCAUGCAUAUCCUUUGCGUGGCUCGGCACACGCUCCGUGCACCCCCUCCUCUACAGCAUCACCACGCCACUUUCUCUCGUCCUUCUUCUUGUGCCACUCCUGCGGCCCAUUCAACCCCACUUGCAUAUCUUUUCGUUGUCUUCGUUUCCUUCGUUCUUAGGCCCACUUACCCCCUCCGCUGCCAUGCUUCCACCCCCUCCCCCUUUUCUUUACCCUUUGCCGUGCGCAUGUGUUUCUUGUCCAUUAUGUGUUGAUGCGUCUGCCGAUGUGUGUGCGCCUCUCCACGCAAGCAGGCGCUAUGGGAGGAGACACGUGGUGUUUUGCAUCAUCCCAUCUCGCACGCACAUGCCAGCGCUUUGGACUCCACACACGAACAUACACAUACAGACACAAGCACCCUCAUGCAAGGCGUCUUUCUCUUACUUCGACGGCCAUCCUUGAUGUACACGCAACAGCUGUUAUGCUUCUCUCGCCUGGCCUCUCCUUCCUUUCUUGUGUUGCGUCGUUGCUUUCCUCGUCUCUAACCGUUUGCACCAGUACAGCUGCUCUGGUUUAUGGUUCUUUCACGCCGUAUCACAAACCCUCAAACACAA
Messenger RNA from Salpingoeca rosetta, 1492 nucleotides. Its product is annotated as ADP-ribosylation factor family protein. The transcript is spliced from 7 exons. Gene Ontology annotation, cellular component: lysosomal membrane. Gene Ontology annotation, molecular function: GTPase activity; GTP binding. Lineage: Eukaryota; Choanoflagellata; Craspedida; Salpingoecidae. Bases 255 to 809 code for a protein of 184 amino acids. The record is from RefSeq and is a predicted model, not a curated record. Gene Ontology annotation, biological process: anterograde axonal transport; protein transport.